UUAUAUGGUCAAGGAAUGACAAAGCAAAGUCUUGCACAUGCACCAAUUUUAUUGGUCGCAAAUAAAUUACUAUGGUCUAGUAUUUCACACCGGAUAAUCAAUCUCUAAUAUUAUAAGCAUAGACCAACAUAAAUUAUACCUCAACUUCAAUUAUCCUUAGCCACUUCACACUCUUGUUGCCUUCAUGGCCAAGCCAGUGUCCAUUGAGGUAUGGAACCCAAAUGGGAAAUACAGGGUUGUCAGCACCAAAUCAAUGCCUGGAACUCGUUGGAUCAAUCUUCUCAUUCAGAAUGAUUGUCGCCUUGAAAUAUGUACCGAGAAGAAAACGAUUCUGUCAAUUGAAGACAUUAUUGCUUUGAUUGGUGAUAAGUGCGAUGGAGUUAUUGGACAGCUUACUGAAGAGUGGGGGGAAGAGUUGUUCUCUGCCUUGAGCAGAGCAGGAGGCAAAGCUUUCAGUAACAUGGCUGUUGGUUAUAACAAUGUGGAUGUUGAUGCUGCAAACAAGUAUGGUGUUGCUGUUGGAAAUACUCCUGGAGUGCUGACUGAGACAACAGCAGAGCUGGCAGCUUCACUGUCAUUGGCAGCUGCUAGAAGGAUAGUUGAGGCUGAUGAGUUCAUGAGGGCAGGAUUGUAUGAUGGAUGGCUACCUCAUCUAUUUGUUGGAAAUUUGCUCAAGGGACAAACUGUUGGUGUAAUUGGAGCUGGUCGUAUUGGAUCUGCGUAUGCAAGAAUGAUGGUUGAAGGGUUCAAGAUGAACCUAAUUUACUUCGAUCUCUACCAGGCCACACGACUAGAAAAGUUUGUUACAGCUUAUGGUGCAUUCUUGAAAGCAAGUGGUGAAACCCCAGUGACAUGGAAAAGGGCAUCAUCCAUGGAUGAGGUCCUCCAGGAGGCAGAUAUAAUUAGUCUUCACCCUGUCUUGGAUAAAACCACUUAUCAUCUAGUCAACAAGGAAAGACUAGCUAAGAUGAAGAAGGAAGCAAUUCUUAUAAACUGUAGCAGAGGGCCUGUUAUUGAUGAAGCUGCACUUGUGGAGCAUUUAAAACAUAACCCAAUGUUUCGAGUAGGCCUUGAUGUGUUUGAGGACGAGCCCUUCAUGAAACCCGGGCUUGCAGAGCAGAAGAAUGCCAUUGUGGUACCCCACAUUGCAUCUGCCUCCAAGUGGACCCGAGAGGGAAUGGCUACACUAGCAGCUCUAAAUGUUCUGGGGAAGAUUAAAGGGUACCCAGUUUGGUUUGAUGCCAAUAGGGUGGAACCAUUCCUCAAUGAGAAUGCUCGACCACCAGCUGCAUGUCCAAGCAUUGUUAAUGCAAAAGCCUUGGGUUUGCCAAGUUCAAAGCUAUAAACACACCUGGUUCAAUCCUACACAAGGGCCUUCAAUUGCAAAAAUGACCAAUUUCUGUGUGUUGAGUUGGUCUCUGUGGCAGGGAAAUAUGGCUAUUCUGUUCUCUUUUCUUUUCUUUUUUUGUGCAUGUAGAGUGCUGAUGGCAGUGUGAAUAUAAAGACUGUCUCGUUAAUAACAGCAUCAUGUAUCUGUAGUAUUUGAAACAUUAAUUAAACAUAAAUGAACUUAUACCUGAGGAUUCAGCUUAUUUUCUUCAUGAGAGAAGAGGAGAAAUAUAUCACAAAACUUGUUAUGAAAA
Messenger RNA from Cajanus cajan (pigeon pea), 1643 nucleotides. It is a transcript of the gene HPR, whose product is annotated as hydroxypyruvate reductase. The record is from RefSeq and is a predicted model, not a curated record. Gene Ontology annotation, cellular component: cytosol. Gene Ontology annotation, molecular function: hydroxypyruvate reductase (NADH) activity; NAD binding; glyoxylate reductase (NADPH) activity. NCBI's taxonomy places the organism in Eukaryota, Viridiplantae, Streptophyta, Magnoliopsida, Fabales, Fabaceae.